Molecule: messenger RNA, 910 nt
Organism: Nymphaea colorata (pocket water lily)
Lineage: Eukaryota; Viridiplantae; Streptophyta; Magnoliopsida; Nymphaeales; Nymphaeaceae
Product: 36.4 kDa proline-rich protein-like
Exons: 1
Coding region: 93-650 (185 amino acids)
Source: RefSeq, a predicted model, not a curated record
CGAGUCACGGAUUCACAUAGAAUUUUUCAACCCACCAAUCCUUUUGAAUAGUUUAUGCAUUUCACUGUCUAUAAAAACCAGUUGGGAGUGCAAUGAAGCGCCUCGGAGAAGCCCAGAAGAUGGGGACUCGAAAAAUGACUGCUUCUCUCUUCAUUUGCAUGGUUCUGGUAUCUUCAGCCUUCCCAGCACUAGGGUGUAGUUCAUGUUCAGACCCCGACCCAUGCCACGGCCACAACCGUAAGACGCUUCCACCAAGUCACUGUCAGCCCGGCGGUGGUGGUGGUUGGUAUCCAAGCAAUCCACCCUAUGGUGGUGGGGGGAGUGGCGGUGGUGGCAGCAACUGCGAUGGUAGUGGCGGCGGAUGUAUGCCGCCACCAUCAUCGACAGCUCCAACGUGCCCUGUUAAUGCGCUGAAAUUAGGUGCGUGUGUGGAUGUGCUCGGCGGGUUGGUGCACGUCGGGCUUGGGGACCCUGCGGAGAACGCCUGCUGCCCGCUGCUGCAAGGACUGGUGGAGCUUGAGGCUGCCGCUUGCCUCUGCACCACGCUCAGGCUCAAGGUUCUGAACCUCAACAUCUACCUUCCUCUUGCCCUUCAGCUUCUCAUAACCUGCGGGAAGACUCCUCCUCCUGGCUUCAUCUGCCCUCCUUGAUCGGUUCCGUCGCAGUUCGCCAUUGUUGCUCUUGCUUGAUUUUUCUCGUUUCUUGUCUUGUUUGGUCGUUGGGAUGUUGGUUUGGUAGCAUUAUGCAUUUUAACAUCUAAAUUCUUGGGGUUGUUUUUCUGGUUUAUGGACGGCGGCUUGGAUGGUUUCUUGUGGGUUCUGCUUAGUUGUUGUAAACUGGGUCUCAGUCCGAGGCACAAGUGAGCUUUCAUUUUUCAGCUUCAAUGAGAGUAAAAAAAAGUUGUUCUUAA